AUGCAUGAGAUUGUCACACUUCAGCUUGGCCAGCGGGCUAACUAUCUAGCAACACACUUUUGGAAUCUGCAGGAAUCAUACUUUACAUACAACGAGGGAGAACAGUCUGAUGUUGAUCAUGAUGUUCAUUUUCGGCCGGGUGUUGGAGCAGAUGGCUCUGAAACUUACACUCCACGCACAGUAAUCUAUGAUCUGAAGGGCGGAUUUGGAACAUUGCGCAGAUACAAUGCACUUUACGAGCUCAGUGAAGACUCCACGGCAGGCCAAGGAUUAUGGGAUGGACGAGAGAUAAUCCAAAAACAAACUCCAAUCCAACAAAGUGAAUAUCAGAAAAGCUUGGACCUGGGAACUACAGCCCCUCGCCUGACCUCAGAGUCUGUACGCUACUGGUCAGACUACAACAGAGUGUACUAUCACCCGAGGUCCAUUGUCCAGCUAAAUGAAUAUGACUUAAACUCCCAGACCAUGCCCUUUGAGGAUUGGAAUGUCGGGGAAGAAUUAUUCAAAGACCUUGAUAAGGAGCAUGACUUGCUCGACCGUGACCUGAGACUUCUCCUUGAAGAAUGUGACCACUUGCGGGCGCUGCAACUAUUCUCCGGGUCAGAUGACGCCUGGGGUGGAUUCGCUGCCCAGUAUAUGGAAAGACUAAGAGAUGAAUUCGGGAAGAAAAGUAUUUGGGUGUGGGCUAUUGAAGACGGCACCAGGAGCCAACGGCAUCACCAGUUCAAGAAGGAUACGAACAAGGCUAGGUCACUCUGCUCGAUCUCCCCACUGGCCUCGCUCUAUUCUCCAAUUAUCGACGUUCCGCAUAAUCUGCCCGGCUACCUCAAUGUUGAUCGCCAAUCAGAAUGGCAGAAAACAGCCUUGCUGGCCUCGGCUAUCGAGACGGUCACACUGCCUUCCCGAUUGCGGCCAUAUCAGCAUUUCGAGGCCUCCCUCGCUGGGGAAGAUGGCACACACAUCAUCUUCGAAUUGCAAUCUUCCAUCAAUAAAAUCAAAGUCAAUGACGGCCAGACCAAGGAAGCGUCCAAUGAGGAUGGGCCAACGAAAGCCGAAAUUGAAUUUGACAUUGACUUCGCCUAUGACGGCGAGGACAGUGAGUCCACGGAGGACACAGACGUCGGGUACCUUCGCAAACUUAGACGGUACAAUUCAGAGUCGAUGCUGCAAAGUUUCCACACGCCACUUAGCAUGCCUAUUCUUGACAGUUUCCCGCACGACAUGUUCCCCACCCCCGAGACAGGUACUGGAGUAAAUGUGUUUACCGCAUUGACCGCCUCGACAAGGACAGCUCAGAGGAUCAAGGCUAUCUCGGCAACGGCCGGACGUUUGGUCUCAGUCGAUGAGCGUGAGGCCUUGGUAAAUGGGCUUGGCGAGAUUCGAGAGUACUACGAGACGGGGUGGAGUAGUGGCUCGGACGAUGAGGAUGACUAG
Penicillium crustosum is the source of this 1434-nucleotide messenger RNA. RefSeq names its product misato family protein. Lineage: Eukaryota; Fungi; Ascomycota; Eurotiomycetes; Eurotiales; Aspergillaceae. The coding region runs from base 1 to 1434 and encodes 477 amino acids. The transcript is spliced from 6 exons. Gene Ontology annotation, biological process: mitochondrion distribution. Gene Ontology annotation, cellular component: cytoplasm. The record is from RefSeq and is a predicted model, not a curated record.